This is a messenger RNA of Necator americanus (New World hookworm), 330 nucleotides long. RefSeq lists its product as uncharacterized. Gene Ontology annotation, molecular function: nucleic acid binding. Lineage: Eukaryota; Metazoa; Nematoda; Chromadorea; Rhabditida; Ancylostomatidae. Bases 1 to 330 code for a protein of 109 amino acids. The transcript has a single exon. The record is from RefSeq and is a predicted model, not a curated record.
AUGCACGCCCGCAGCAGCGAGAAGUCUACUUCCAGCACGACAACACAGUCACACAUUGGAAAAAUGGCCAAAACCAAACUGAAGAAGUUCUUCUGGAUCAUUUCACCACACCCACCGUAUUCCCCAGAUCUGGCUUCCACGGAGUACCACCUUUUCUCCUGUGUGCAACAUCAUCCGGAUGGUCAAGACUUCCAAACCCGCGAGGACAUCAAAAAGGCACUCGAGCAGUUCUUCAAGGACCAGUCCCCAGCGUUCUGGAGCAAAGGCAUCUACGAUCUGCCUAGACGUUGGCAGAAGACCAUCGGUGCCAAUGGGGCAUACUUCAAAUGA